Calypte anna (Anna's hummingbird) is the source of this 10212-nucleotide messenger RNA. RefSeq names its product mucin 5AC, oligomeric mucus/gel-forming (gene MUC5AC). The record is from RefSeq and is a predicted model, not a curated record. Lineage: Eukaryota; Metazoa; Chordata; Aves; Apodiformes; Trochilidae. Gene Ontology annotation, molecular function: protein binding. Gene Ontology annotation, cellular component: extracellular matrix. The coding region runs from base 1 to 10212 and encodes 3403 amino acids. The transcript has 41 exons.
AUGGCAGAAAAAGAAUCUGCUCCCAUUAUCCCAGAAGGAGCUGAGUGGGUGGAACGUGGCCGUCGUGCUUCUAAAUCCCCAGAAGUGACAAUCAUCCCACCUUUGCAAAAUGCACUGAAAGUAAGAGCUGGCAACCCCUCUCACAACGGCCGCGUCUGCAGCACCUGGGGGAACUUCCACUUCAAGACCUUUGAUGGGGACAUCUUCUACUUCCCUGGGCUCUGCAACUACAUCUUUGCAUCCAACUGCAAAGCUCCCUACGAAGACUUCAACAUCCAGAUCAGGAGGACGAGGGUGGAAAAUGCUACUGUGGUCACUCGUGUCAUCAUGAAGCUGGAGGGAACAGUGAUCGAGCUGACCCGGGGCUCUGUGCUGCUGGAUGGCAACCCGGUUCAGAUGCCCUACAGCCACAUGGGAGUCUUCAUACAGAGAAGUAACAACUACUUGAAAGUUUCUGCCAAAUUAGGAUUGACCUUCCUGUGGAAUGAAGAGGAUGCACUCUUGGUGGAGCUGGACAAGAAAUAUGCCAAUCAAACUUGUGGACUUUGUGGGGACUUCAAUGGAAUUCAAGUUAGCAAUGAAUUUAUUUCAGAGAAAAUAAAAUUGACUCCCAUAGAGUUUGGGAAUAGGCAGAAGAUGGAUGGACCCACAGAGCAGUGUGCUGAUCCUAUUCCUUCACCUGUUCUGGUGAACUGCUCAGCUGAAUUUGCUUCUAUCUGCCAGGCAGUGUUGACCAGCCCGGCAUUUACGGGCUGCAAUGCACUUGUUGGGGUGGAGGAUUACAUUGAAGCUUGUCUGCAAGACCUGUGCCACUGUGACAGCCCCAUGGCUGAUUUCUGCAUGUGCAACACCUUUGCUGAGUACUCCAGGCAGUGUGCCCAUGCAGGGGGACAGCCUCUCAACUGGAGAACCUCAGAACUCUGCCCCAAAUCAUGUCCUUUCAACAUGCAAUACCAGGAGUGUGGCUCCCCCUGCUCCGACACGUGCAGCAACUCGGAGAGAUCUGCUCUUUGUGAAGAUCAUUGCACAGAUGGAUGUGUCUGUCCUCCAGGAAUGGUGUUUGAUGACAUUAAUGGUGCUGGCUGCAUUCCCCGUGCAGAAUGCCACUGUACCUAUGAGGGUGAAACUUAUGCUCCUGGUGCCUCUUUCUCAUCUAAAUGCAGAUCAUGUACCUGUGCUGGAGGAGAAUGGUCUUGUGUCACCCAGUCCUGUCCUGGGACCUGCAGUAUUGAAGGAGGUUCCCACAUUUCAACUUUUGAUGAGAAACACUAUUCCUUCUUUGGAGACUGUAGCUAUGUCCUAACCAAGCUCUGUGCCAGCAAUGAGUUCACUGUUCUGGGAGAUAUCCACAAGUGUGGCCUCACUGACACCGAGACCUGCCUGAAGGGUGUAGCCAUCAGCCUGAACGGGGGACAGACUAACAUUAUCAUCCAGCCUUCUGGCAGUGUGUUUGUGAAUAUGAUCUACACACAGCUGCCAUUCUCUGCAGCAAACAUCACCAUCUUCAGGCCUUCAUCUUUCUUCAUCAUUCUGCAAACAACCUUUGGCCUUCAGCUACAGGUUCAGCUCGUGCCUCUCAUGCAGCUUUUUAUAGACUUAGACCCAUCCCACAAAGAACAGACCUGUGGUCUCUGUGGAAACUUCAAUGAUGUGCAGAUGGAUGAUUUCAAAACCACCAGUGGUGUAAUAGAGGGAACUUCAGCUGCCUUUGGCAAUACUUGGAAAAUUCGGGCUGAUUGUCCUGAUGUCAAAAAUACUUUUGAAAACCCCUGUACUGCCAGCAUACAGAAUGAUGAGUAUGCUCAGCACUGGUGUGGACUGCUCUCUGACACCACAGGACCUUUUGCUGAAUGUCACUCAACAGUGAAUCCAGAAGUUUACCAGAAGAACUGCAUCUUUGACACCUGCAACUGUGAGAAGAGUGAGGAGUGCAUGUGUGCUGCCCUUUCCAGCUAUGUCAGGGCCUGUGCCAUGAAAGGAAUUCUCCUGGCUGGGUGGAGAAGCAAAGCCUGCACCAAGUACACCACCUUGUGUCCCAAAUCCCUGGAGUACACUUACACCGUGGAUUCCUGCCAGCCCAGCUGCCGCUCCCUGAGCCAGCCCGAUGUCACCUGCAGCAUCAAGUUUGUCCCCGUGGAUGGCUGCACCUGCAUGAAUGGAACCUACAUGGAUGAAAGUGGCAAAUGUGUCCCUGCUUCCAGCUGUCCCUGUUACUACAAAGGAAUGCCUCUGUCUUCUGGAGAAGUUGCUCAUGAUAAUGGUGUUGUCUGCACUUGCACCAGCGGGAAACUGAGCUGCAUUGGAGAGAAACCUGAACCAGUCUGCAAAGCUCCCAUGGUCUACAUUGACUGCAGCAAUGUCACUGGAGAUGUGGUAGGAGCAGGAUGCCAGAAGAGCUGCCAGACUCUGGAUAUGGAAUGUUACAAAACCCACUGUGUCUCUGGCUGUGUUUGCCCUCACAACCAAGUGCUGGAUGGCAAAGGUGGCUGCAUAGCUCCAGAAGACUGUCCAUGUAUUCACAAUGGGAAUUUCUACAGUCCUGGAGAAUCAAUCAGAGUUGGCUGUAACAACUGCACGUGUACAAACAGAAAAUGGCAGUGCUCUGAGAACCCUUGCCUGGAAACCUGUUCUGUCUAUGGAGAUGGGCACUACACAACCUUUGAUGGCAAACGCUUUGACUUUGAAGGAGACUGUGAAUAUGUUCUGGUUCAGAACUACUGUGGUCAACAAGGUCUGAAUCAGGGAACCUUCAGAGUCAUUACUGAGAACAUUCCAUGUGGCACUACAGGAACCACCUGUUCUAAGUCUAUUAAAGUUUUCCUGGGGAACUAUGAGCUUGUACUCACUGAUGGACAUUCCGAUGUCAUCCAGAGGACACCUGGAGGACAAAUGCCAUUCCAAAUCCAUUCCAUGGGCAUCUACCUGGUGGUGGACACUACUGUUGGCCUUAUGCUUAUGUGGGACAGGAAAACCAGCAUAUUCAUCAAACUUAGUCCCAGCUUUCAGGGACAAAUCUGUGGACUUUGUGGAAACUAUGAUGGCAAUGGCAAUAAUGACUUCACCACUCGCAGUCAGUCUGUGGUAGGAAAUGUGAUGGAGUUCGCCAACAGCUGGAAAGUGUCUUCCAGUUGCCCAAAUGCCAACCAAACCAAGGAUCCCUGCACUGCAAAUCCAUACAGGAAAGCCUGGGCACAGAAGCAGUGCAGCAUCAUUACCAGUGAAGUCUUUGCCAAGUGUCACUCCCAGGUUGAACCAAAUGAGUAUUAUCAAGCAUGUGUGGAUGAUGCCUGUGCCUGUGACACGGGGGGAGACUGUGAAUGUUUCUGUACAGCAGUAGCUGCCUAUGCUCAAGCAUGCAAUGAGCUGGACAUCUGCAUUUCAUGGAGAACCCCAUCCAUUUGUCCUCUGUUCUGUGAUUACUACAAUCCAAAAGGGGAAUGUGAAUGGCACUACAAACCCUGUGGAGCCCCUUGUAUGAAGACCUGCAAUAAUCCAAGUGGGAGCUGUCUUCAUGAGCUGAGAGGUUUGGAAGGCUGCUAUCCACACUGUCCAAAGAACAAGCCCUAUUUUGAUGAAGAAACCAUGACUUGUGUUUCUAAUUGUGGUUGCUAUGAGAAUGGAAAAAAUUACAAACCUGGAAUGCAGAUGCCUUCAGAUCAGGCCUGUCAGUCAUGUAAAUGCACAAAACAUGGCAAAAUCUGCAACUACGAUGAAUCGGAAUGCAUCUGCUUUUAUGAGGGACAGAAAUACAACUAUCAAGAGGUGGUCUACAACACAACAGAUGGCACGGGAGGGUGCAUUGUUGCAACCUGUGGUCUCAAUGGAACACUUCACAGGGAUGUCUAUGAGUGCUCCAUCGCAACAACACCCACACCAGCAACAACAUUCCACUUCAGCACUACACCACCUGCCCCUUCUUCCACAGUGACACCAACUACAUCAGUGUGUGUUCGUCAGGUCUGUGAGUGGUCACAGUGGUACGAUGGGAGUCUGCCAACCCCUGGCUAUGAUGGUGGAGAUUUUGAAACCUUUGAAGAUUUGAGAGCUAAAGGUUAUGAAGUCUGUAAAGCUCCCCGGGAUGUUCAAAGUGCCAUGCCAGGAACCUACGGUAUCAACUACAACUACACAAGUACCAAAAAUAACCACGAUAUUUUCUACAACUUUAGGUGGGACAAGGUUGUGCAGUGUGAUGUCCACUUUGGACUGGUGUGCAAGAACGAGGACCAGAAGGGUAAAUUUAGGAUGUGCCUCAACUACAGGAUCCGUGUUCUCUGCUGCAGCCCCAAUUCCAACUGCACAAUCAGCACACCCACACCCACCACAACACCCACCUGGACCUCCACCACAACCCGUGGAACUCCAACCUCGACUACAGUAGUCACCACCUCCACCUCCACAGCCUACUUCCCAACCACCACGCUGCCAACUUCCUCAGAAACCACACUGCAAACUUCCACCACCACAACCUCUCAAACACCCACCACGCCUGUAACUACCCAGAGAUCCACCACCACUUCCUACACCUCCCCUUGUCAACCUGAGGUCUGCUCCUGGAGUGACUGGUUUGACGUUGACUUCCCGUCUGCUGGGCCCAACCAGGGAGACUUUGAAACCUACCAGCAUAUCCAGGCUGCUGGGCAGGAAGUCUGUCAGCAUCCAAAGCAAAUCCAGUGUCAGGCGGAACAAUACCCUGAUGUUCCCAUCACACAGGUGGGACAGGUUGUGCAGUGUGACGUCCACUUUGGACUGGUUUGCAAGAAUGAAGACCAGAAGGGCAAAUUUAGGAUGUGCCUCAACUACAGGAUCCGUGUUCUCUGCUGCAGCCCCAAUUCCAACUGCCCAAUCAGCACACCCACACCCACCACAACACCCACCUGGACUGCCACCACAACCCGUGGAAUUCCAACAUCCACCGUCGUCACCACCUCCACCUCUACACCCUACCCAACUACCACACUGCCAACCUCCUCAGAAACCACACUGCAAACAGCCAUCAGAACCUCCAGUCCCACACCAACACCCGCCACACAAGUCCCUCUCAGAAAAACUACAACCUCCUACACCUCCCCUUGUCAACCCGAGGUCUGCACCUGGAGUCAGUGGUUUGACGUUGACUUCCCGUCUGCUGGGCCCAACCAGGGAGACUUUGAAACCUACCAGCACAUCCAGGCUGCUGGGCAGGAAGUCUGUCAGCAUCCAAAGCAAAUCCAGUGUCAGGCGGAACAAUACCCGGAUGUUCCCAUCACACAGGUGGGACAGGUUGUGCAGUGUGAUGUCCACUUUGGACUGGUGUGCAAGAACGAGGACCAGAAGGGUAAAUUUAGGAUGUGCCUCAACUACAGGAUCCGUGUUCUCUGCUGCAGCCCCAAUUCCAACUGCACAAUCAGCACACCCACACCCACCACAACACCCACCUGGACCUCCACCACAACCCGUGGAAUUCCAACCUCGACUACAGUAGUAACCACCUCCACCUCCACAGCCUACUUCCCAACCACCACGCUGCCAACCUCCUCAGAAACCACACUGCAAACUUCCACCACCACAACCUCUCAAACACCCACCACGCCUGUAACUACCCAGAGAUCCACCACCACUUCCUACACCUCCCCUUGUCAACCUGAGGUCUGCUCCUGGAGUGACUGGUUUGACGUUGACUUCCCGUCUGCUGGGCCCAACCAGGGAGACUUUGAAACCUACCAGCAUAUCCAGGCUGCUGGGCAGGAAGUCUGUCAGCAUCCAAAGCAAAUCCAGUGUCAGGCGGAACAAUACCCUGAUGUUCCCAUCACACAGGUGGGACAGGUUGUGCAGUGUGACGUCCACUUUGGACUGGUUUGCAAGAAUGAAGACCAGAAGGGCAAAUUUAGGAUGUGCCUCAACUACAGGAUCCGUGUUCUCUGCUGCAGCCCCAAUUCCAACUGCCCAAUCAGCACACCCACACCCACCACAACACCCACCUGGACUGCCACCACAACCCGUGGAAUUCCAACAUCCACCGUCGUCACCACCUCCACCUCUACACCCUACCCACUACCACACUGCCAACCUCCUCAGAAACCACACUGCAAACAGCCAUCAGAACCUCCAGUCCCACACCAACACCCGCCACACAAGUCCCUCUCAGAAAAACUACAACCUCCUACACCUCCCCUUGUCAACCCGAGGUCUGCACCUGGAGGAGACUUUGAAACCUACCAGCACAUCCAGGCUGCUGGGCAGGAAGUCUGUCAGCAUCCAAAGCAAAUCCAGUGUCAGGCGGAACAAUACCCGGAUGUUCCCAUCACACAGGUGGGACAGGUUGUGCAGUGUGAUGUCCACUUUGGACUGGUGUGCAAGAACGAGGACCAGAAGGGUAAAUUUAGGAUGUGCCUCAACUACAGGAUCCGUGUUCUCUGCUGCAGCCCCAAUUCCAACUGCCCAAUCAGCACACCCACACCCACCACAACACCCACCUGGACCUCCACCACAACCCGUGGAAUUCCAACCUCGACUACAGUAGUAACCACCUCCACCUCCACAGCCUACUUCCCAACCACCACGCUGCCAACCUCCUCAGAAACCACACUGCAAACUUCCACCACCACAACCUCUCAAACACCCACCACGCCUGUAACUACCCAGAGAUCCACCACCACUUCCUACACCUCCCCUUGUCAACCUGAGGUCUGCUCCUGGAGUGACUGGUUUGACGUUGACUUCCCGUCUGCUGGGCCCAACCAGGGAGACUUUGAAACCUACCAGCAUAUCCAGGCUGCUGGGCAGGAAGUCUGUCAGCAUCCAAAGCAAAUCCAGUGUCAGGCGGAACAAUACCCGGAUGUUCCCAUCACACAGGUGGGACAGGUUGUGCAGUGUGACGUCCACUUUGGACUGGUGUGCAAGAACGAGGACCAGAAGGGCAAAUUUAGGAUGUGCCUCAACUACAGGAUCCGUGUUCUCUGCUGCAGCCCCAAUUCCAACUGCACAAUCAGCACACCCACACCCACCAAAACACCCACCUUGACCUCCACCACAACCCGUGGAAUUCCAACCUCCACCGUCGUCACCACCUCCACUUCUACACCCUACCCAACUACCACACUGCCAACCUCCUCAGAAACCACACUGCAAACAGCCAUCAGAACCUCCACUCCAACACCAACACCUGCCACACAAGUCCCUCUCAAAAGAACUACAACCUCCUACACCUCCCCUUGUCAACCCGAGGUGUGCUCCUGGAGUGACUGGUUUGACGUUGACUUCCCCUCUGCAGGGCCCAACCAGGGAGACUUUGAAACCUACCAGCACAUCCAGGCUGCUGGGCAGGAAGUCUGUCAGCAUCCAAAGCAAAUCCAGUGUCAGGCGGAACAAUACCCGGAUAUUCCCAUCACACAGGUGGGACAGGUUGUGCAGUGUGAUGUCCACUUUGGACUGGUGUGCAAGAACGAGGACCAGAAGGGUAAAUUUAGGAUGUGCCUCAACUACAGGAUCCGUGUUCUCUGCUGCCGCCCCAAUUCCAACUGCACAAUCAGCACACCCACACCCACCACAACACCCACCUGGACCUCCACCACAACCCGUGGAAUUCCAACCUCGACUACAGUAGUAACCACCUCCACCUCCACAGCCUACUUCCCAACCACCACGCUGCCAACCUCCUCAGAAACCACACUGCAAACUUCCACCACCACAACCUCUCAAACACCCACCACGCCUGUAACUACCCAGAGAUCCACCACCACUUCCUACACCUCCCCUUGUCAACCCGAGGUCUGCACCUGGAGUCAGUGGUUUGACGUUGACUUCCCGUCUGCUGGGCCCAACCAGGGAGACUUUGAAACCUACCAGCACAUCCAGGCUGCUGGGCAGGAAGUCUGUCAGCAUCCAAAGCAAAUCCAGUGUCAGGCGGAACAAUACCCGGAUGUUCCCAUCACACAGCCCCCAAUUCCAACUGCCCAAUCAGCACACCCCACACCCACCACAACACCCACCUGGACCACCACCACCACAAGCCUUGGAACCUCAACCUCCACCGUCGUCACCACCUCCACCUCUACACCCUACCCAACUACUACACUUCCAACCUCCUCAGAAACCACACUACAAACUUCCACCACCACAACCUCUCAAACACCCACCACGCCUGUAACUACCCAGAGAUCCACCACCACUUCCUACACCUCCCCUUGUCAACCUGAGGUCUGCUCCUGGAGUGACUGGUUUGACGUUGACUUCCCGUCUGCUGGGCCCAACCAGGGAGACUUUGAAACCUACCAGCACAUCCAGGCUGCUGGGCAGGAAGUCUGUCAGCAUCCAAAGCAAAUCCAGUGUCAGGCGGAACAAUACCCGGAUGUUCCCAUCACACAGGUGGGACAGGUUGUGCAGUGUGAUGUCCACUUUGGACUGGUGUGCAAGAACGAGGACCAGAAGGGCAAAUUUAGGAUGUGCCUCAACUACAGGAUCCGUGUUCUCUGCUGCAGCCCCAAUUCCAACUGCACAAUCAGCACACCCACACCCACCACAACACCCACCUGGACCUCCACCACAACCCGUGGAAUUCCAACCUCGACUACGGUAGUCACCACCUCCACCUCUACACAAUACUUCCCAACUACUACACUUCCAACCUCCUCAGAAACCACACUACAAACUUCCACCAGUACCACCACUCCAACACCAACACCAGCCACACAAGUCCCUCUCAGAAGAACUACAACCUCCUACACCUCCCCUUGUCAACCCGAGGUCUGCACCUGGAGUCAGUGGUUUGACGUUGACUUCCCGUCUGCUGGGCCCAACCAGGGAGACUUUGAAACCUACCAGCACAUCCAGGCUGCUGGGCAGGAAGUCUGUCAGCAUCCAAAGCAAAUCCAGUGUCAGGCGGAACAAUACCCGGAUGUUCCCAUCACACAGGUGGGACAGGUUGUGCAGUGUGAUGUCCACUUUGGACUGGUGUGCAAGAACGAGGACCAGAAGGGCAAAUUUAGGAUGUGCCUCAACUACAGGAUCCGUGUUCUCUGCUGCAGCCCCAAUUCCAACUGCCCAAUCAGCACACCCACACCCACCACCACAGCCCUUGGAACUCCAACCUCCACCACCGUCACACCUGGACAAACACACAAGUUAUCCAACUGUACAGAACUCCUCUGUAAGGGAGACAACAAGGUAGAAGUAAUUCCAACACACUGCCCACCUGUAAAGGAAAUUACCUGUGCAAACAGAUACCCAGCAAUCCUGGUGCCCGAUGAAAACGGCUGCUGCUACCACUAUGAGUGUCAAUGUGUGUGCAGUGGAUGGGGUGAUCCUCAUUACAUUACCUUUGAUGGAACCUACUACACUUUCCUUGAGAACUGCACCUAUGUCCUGGUGAAACAGAUUGUUCCUAAAUACGACAACUUCCGUGUUUACAUUGACAAUUACUACUGUGAUGCAAAAGAUGGACUUUCCUGCCCUAAAUCCAUUAUUAUUUUCUACAAAUCUGCAGAAGUGGUGCUGACCCGUAAACUCAUGGAUGGUGUGAUGACCAAUGUGAUGUACUUCAACCAAAAGAUUGUCAAACCUGGCUUCAAGAAAGAUGGCAUUUCUUUCUCCCAACUUGGCAUCAACAUGAUUGUUGAAAUCCCAGAGAUUGGGGCAACCAUCACCUUCAGUGGGCUGAUUUUCUCUGUGAAGCUCCCACACAGCAAAUUUGGCAACAACACUGAAGGACAGUGUGGAACCUGUACAAAUGAUAAAUCAGACGAGUGCCGAUUACCAAGUGGUAAAAUCAUCUCUUCCUGUCCCCAAAUGGCUCAUCACUGGAUCGUUGACAACAACAAGUCCUGCCAUGGAAUACCAAUACCCCCAGUUGUAACCACCCCUCCACCAAAGCCUCACUGUGGAACACCUCCUCUCUGCAAGCUCAUCUGGAGCGAGAUUUUUGCAGACUGCCACUCAGUGAUACCACCAGAACCAUUUUUCAAGGGCUGUGUUUUUGAUGGCUGUCGCAUAUCUGAUGAAUCCAUGCAAUGUUCCAGCUUGGAGAUUUAUGCCACAGAGUGUGCCAGUCGAGGUGUCUGCAUUGACUGGAGAGGAAGGACCAACAACACGUGCCCAUACACCUGCCCAGCAAGCAUGGUAUACAAGCCAUGUGGACCCAUUAAUCCUGCUACCUGUGAGCCAAGUUACUCGAAAAUGAAGGGACAGAUGGAUAACAAAUUUAUCAACAUUUACAAUGUUGAUAAUCUGCAUUCUUAG